GCUGUCCUCCCGCACGUUGCCCGCCCGCGGACUUUCUCCCUCCCUCUUUGGCUCCCUCUCCACCAUCUCCGGCCUCGCUCUGCUCUGCUGCCGGUCUCGUUCUGCUCCGGGUGGCUCUUCCCCGCCGCCGGCGGAGACGACGAAAGGUGGCGGCGCGGUGGACGAUGGAGCAGCCGCCGGUGUUCUUGGUGGCGGCGCUGCUGGUGCUGCUGCUGGCGGGCGCGCCGGCGGUGCGGUGCCAGGGCCAGACCACCAACGCCCAGGACGUUGACGCGCUCCAGUCGGUGAAGAGCCAGUGGACGAACUACCCGCCGAGCUGGAACUCCGGCGACCCCUGCGGCAGUUGGGACGGCGUCAUGUGCACCAACGGGAGGGUGACAUCGCUGAGGCUUUCUAGCGUCAGUCUGCAAGGAACGCUGAGCGGCAGCAUCGGCCAGCUCAGCCAGCUCGUCUAUCUGGAUCUUUCCUUCAACAUUAAUCUCGGCGGUCAGCUGCCAGCUGAGAUCGGGAACCUUGGGCAGCUUACAACACUGAUCUUAGCUGGUUGCAGCUUCAAUGGAAAAAUUCCAACAGAAAUAGGCAACCUGCGGGAACUCUGGUUCUUGGCCUUGAAUUCAAACAAGUUUACAGGUGGAAUACCGCCUUCGAUUGGCGUACUCACAAAGCUCUUCUGGCUAGACCUGGCCGAUAAUCAGCUCACUGGACCUGUCCCUGUCUCAACAUCAACAUCACCAGGCCUUGACCAACUUGUCAACACGAAGCACUUCCAUUUCAAUAAGAACCAAUUAACUGGAACGCUUAAUGGACUCUUCAACUCCAAAAUGACUCUCAUACACAUUUUGUUUGAUAGCAACCAGUUCACAGGCUCAAUCCCAGCUGACGUUGGGGGCAUUACUACACUUGAAGUUCUCCGAUUGGACAGGAAUGGUUUUGUGGGAGCAAUACCUGCUACCAUUGGCAACUUGGUCAAACUCAAUGAGCUGAACUUGGCAAGCAACAAGCUAACUGGAUCAGUGCCAGAUCUUAGCAACAUCACCAACUUGAAUGUUGUGGAUUUGAGCAACAACACAUUUGAUGCUUCAGUUGCCCCCAGCUGGUUCACAACUUUAACAUCUCUUGCUUCUGUAUCAAUAGCUUCUGGAAGUCUUUCUGGCCAGGUCCCUAAGGGGCUCUUCACAUUGCCUCAGCUGCAGCAAGUUGUCCUAAGCAACAACCAAUUCAACGGGACACUUGAAAUGACUGGCAGCAUCAGCACCCAACUGCAGACUGUAAAUCUCAUGGACAACCAAAUAGUUUCUACCAAUACCCCAAGUUACAAGAAAGCUCUGCUGCUGGCCGGAAAUCCGUUUUGUGCAGAGCAAGAUCCCAACAACAAACCCUUCUGCAGCAGGCAGCAACAGAACGCGAACGCAUACUUUACCAACACUGCACAAUGCAGCUCAGCACCUCAGUGCCGUGAUGGUCAGAACCUGAACCCUACAAACUGUGGCUGUGCCUUCUCAUACAAUGGCAAGAUGGUCUUCAGGGCGCCCUUAUUUGUCGACGUGUCAAACAGUGCGCCGUUCCAGGAGCUGGAGUCAACCAUGUCAGUACAGCUGAAACUGCUUCCUGGCUCGGUCGCUCUCUCCGACAUCCACUUCAACAGUGACAACUACCUCCAAGUACAAGUGAAGCUGUUCCCAACAUCUGGGACGACCUUCAGCGUGUUGGAUUUGUCAAGGAUUGGCUUUAAUCUCAGUAACCAGACUUACAAACCACCACCAAAAUUUGGACCUUAUUUCUUCAUUGCAGACCCAUAUGCCCCAUUAGCAGGUGCUCGUGGUGACAAAAAAUCCAAGAUGGGCAUAGGCGCUAUAGCUGGAAUUGCAGUAGCCGGUGGGCUCCUUGUUAUCGCUCUCAUUUUCAUGUCAAUGUUUGCUCUGCGACAGAAGAGAAGGGCUAAGGAACUCAAGGAACGAGCAGACCCUUUUGCUUCAUGGGCUGCUGGCCAGAAGGACAGUGGAGGAGCUCCACAGCUGAAGGGAGCAAGGUUCUUCUCCUUUGACGAGCUCAAGAUCUGCACCAACAACUUCUCAGACAGCCACGAGAUCGGAUCAGGGGGCUACGGGAAGGUGUACAGGGGGAUUCUCGGCGACGGCACCCGCGUCGCCAUAAAGCGUGCAGAGCCAGGCUCAAUGCAGGGCGCCGUGGAGUUUAAGAACGAGAUCGAGCUGCUGUCCAGGGUUCACCACCGCAAUCUGGUCGGCCUCAUCGGCUUCUGCUAUGAACAAGGCGAGCAGAUGCUUGUUUACGAGUACAUCUCCAAUGGCACACUCAGAGAGAACUUGAUGGGAAAGGGAACAUACAUGGACUGGAAUAAGAGGCUGAGGAUCGCGCUCGGCUCAGCAAGAGGUCUUGCCUACCUGCACGAGCUCGCCGACCCACCGAUCAUCCACCGUGACGUCAAGUCCACCAACAUCCUCCUCGACGACAACCUCAAGGCCAAGGUGGCCGAUUUUGGCCUCUCCAAGCUCGUUGCCGACACUGAGAAGGGCCAUGUCUCCACACAAGUCAAGGGAACUCUGGGUUACCUGGACCCGGAGUACUACAUGACGCAGCAGCUGUCGGAGAAGAGCGACGUGUACAGCUUCGGGGUGGUGAUGCUGGAGCUGGUGAGCGGGCGGCAGCCGAUCGAGAAGGGGCGGUACGUCGUGCGGGAGGUGCGGCUGGCCAUCGACCCGGCCGACCGCGACCACCACUACGGCCUCCGGGGCAUCGUCGACCCGGCCAUCCGCGACGCCGCGCGCACGCCCGUGUUCCGGCGGUUCGUGCAGCUGGCGAUGCGGUGCGUCGACGAGUCGGCGGCGGCGCGCCCGGCCAUGGGCGCCGUCGUGAAGGAGAUCGAGGCCAUGCUGCAGAACGAGCCCGACGCCGCCGCCAGCGGCGGGGACAGCUCGGCCGACCCGUCCGCCAACGAGUUCGACCACUCCCGGGGCGGCGGCGGCGGCGGCCCGCCGGAGCACCCCUACAGCGACGUGGAGAUCAGCCGGGGGUCGUACGCCGGCGACGGCGCGUCGGAUUACAUGCCCUAUUUCGAGGUCAAGCCCAAGUAGUUCUACACUGUAAUUAAAUCGAGGCGUUUUGUUUAAAAAAAAAGAAAGAAAAGAAUUUUCCUCUUCUUUUUUCAGUUUGCAUGAAAUGUAUAUUUGUAAUUUUGCACGUGCUUGUGAUUAAUCAUACUGCCACGUCAGAUUUUUUUUUCUUGUG
Messenger RNA from Oryza brachyantha (malo sina), 3246 nucleotides. RefSeq names its product leucine-rich repeat receptor protein kinase HPCA1-like. Gene Ontology annotation, biological process: protein phosphorylation. The record is from RefSeq and is a predicted model, not a curated record. Gene Ontology annotation, molecular function: protein binding; protein kinase activity; ATP binding. Lineage: Eukaryota; Viridiplantae; Streptophyta; Magnoliopsida; Poales; Poaceae. Bases 165 to 3092 code for a protein of 975 amino acids. The transcript has 18 exons.